This is a messenger RNA of Lingula anatina, 2408 nucleotides long. RefSeq lists its product as uncharacterized. Lineage: Eukaryota; Metazoa; Brachiopoda; Lingulata; Lingulida; Lingulidae. The record is from RefSeq and is a predicted model, not a curated record.
ACUUGACGCCAGCUAGCUAGGAGAGCUUUAAUGUGGACAACACUUAAUUGGAAAGUUAUUAUAAUUUCUGAUUCAUGUUCUUGUAGGUAUCUAAUAGAGUGGCUGCGGAAAAGAUCAGAAACUGAGUACAUAUACUUGAUUGCACAUUUGAAAAGGAUUACCAAUACCAAAGAUAAUUUUGCUCAGUGCCAUUUCCUGGACAGUAUUCUUGUAGCUCUGUGGUACAAACAUAAACACACAGCUUGUCAAAUAUGCCACAUAGAGGAAGAAGCAAUGACACUUCAAGACGAGGCUUAAAACGAUCUGCAAGUAAAGACCACCGUCAUGUGUCCAUUUUUGAUGUAGUUCCAUCUGAAGGGGAUUUUGCGACGACCUCAGACCCUGAUCAGCUGACUGCCUGCACUUCUCAGGAUGAAAUAAAGGAGGGUUUCACUGAAAGUCCCACAGCCCAGGAUCUGCUUUUGGCCAAGCUGGUGAAAGAUGGGGUGAUAGAGGAAGAAGACAGGCCUCAGUUCCACAAAGUUAUACAGGAUGCUAGAAGAUCUGGAGAUGCAGAAAGGCUGCUCAUCAUGCAUCUUGUUAAGUCAGGGAAGGUGCAAGUUGACAAAGCAGUGUCCUAUGCUGAAGAGCUGGGAUUGUCCCCCAAACCUGUGUCUGCCCCAGUGCAGAUGCCACAUUCAGGGGUUGUGCCAAGGCACCACAGUGGAACUGUUAUGGUGCCACAGCCUAAGGCAGAGGUGAAACUGGUGCACAACUUUGGCGUGUAUGUUUGGCAUGGCUCUAGAAACCUAGGCAAGAGGAUUGUACAGUUUGAUUUCCAAAACAACAUUUUGUGCUGCAUACAAAAGGGUAACGUCACCAAGAGACAUGACUUCACAGAGAUAACCAACUUUGAAAAUGGGUACAAUCUGUACCUGUCCAUCAAGUUCAUAGAUGGAAGUGAUCUGGAAAUGGAUGCAGACAGCAUUGAGGAAAAACACAAAAUUCUUCGCUUGCUUCAAGUGGUUUCAGAUAAAAAUCUGCAUAUAACCAGAGAAGAUGAGGAAGAAGAUGUAUUGGACUAUUCUUCCAACUUGAUCAAAUAUGAGACGGUUCUAAAGGAAGGUAUCCUGCAGAAAAAAUCUAAGUUUUCCCGUCCCUUUGGAAGUACCUUCUCGAAAAAAAUUGUUCAGAUCAAGAGAGGACAGUUGUCAUACAGCAAAAUUGGAGAAGAGCCCAAAGUUGUUCCUUUGACAGCAGAGAAAACGGCCAUCACCAAAGUUGGGCAUGAUACAUUUUGCGUGUUGAACAACACUAAUACUCUCCUGUUCCGCGUACCAUACUCUGGGUUGGGAAGCAAGGCAGGAGUAACUGAACACAGGGAUGACUGGGUCAAGGUAUUACUGCAGGCCUGUCAGAAUGGAGACAAUGAAAACCUCCAAGGGAAUGAAAACAAGUCGGGCACUGGCCUAGUGGUUUUGGUUCAGGAGCUUCUACAGGCAUUGAAUGGAAUUGAAAGAGAACUGAUUCAUGUCACCUCUAAAGAGAAGGUGACCAGUCUUAUGAGACUCGCCCAAACGCUGGAGCAGCAUGUGCAGCAUCUGCCACAAGGAGACACCAUGCAGCAACCCCCUACUGCAGACACAUACACCAGAGCAACAGUGGGAGACAUCCUGGAAUCCAUUCAGGAAGAUCCAAGCAAUAAUAGUUAUGAUGAAGAGUAUGACAGUGUUCAGACUGAAGCAAAUGGGAACCUAAGACCUGCAUCAGGUGACACUGAUGCUCACAGUUUUGGUGAUAACCAUGGGAGGAUUGUGAACUACAUGACAGAGAUCAGUUCUGAUUAUAGCUGUGUUGAUGAUGGUGAGGAGGAAGAUGGGGAACAGAAGGAUGGGGAGGAGGCAGGUGAGGAACGGUUGGAGGGUGAGGAGCAAGAGGAUGGAGAGGAGGCGGGUGAGGAACAGGAGGGUAAUCAUGAGGAGAAGGAAGAAGAGGGUGAUGAGAAAAAGGAGGAAGAUGGGGUAGAGGAGGACAGUCACCUUGAAGCUUUUUCUGUAGAUCCUUCUGCAAAAGCUCAUGUUAAAGAAGAAAUUCAGUAUACUGAUGAGGUACACCAAGGUUCAAACUCCAAAGAGCUUGUUUAUUCAGAAGAUUCAGAAAUUUCAGUUGCUGCCUCCAUGAGGGCUUUAUCUGACUUGUUACAAGAACUUGAUAAUGGAGAACAGUCUGCUGAAGAAACAAUGGCAGAGGGAUCUGUUCAGAAACCGGACUGUUCAAAUGAGGAAUGCCUUCCAUCUACCCAGUCUUCAACCCUUAUUACUGGUUCAGUUGACAGUGGACAAUCUCGGCACCCCACCACCUCUCCCACCCCCUCUGUGUGCCCCUCCACCCCCUCCCGGUGCCCCUCCUCCACCUGGUGGUCAGUUUAG